CUCGCAGACGCGUCAUGCAACAUCGCACUCGCCGUCCUCAUGGCCUUGUCGCUUGCCCAACAAUACGAUCCCCAUUGGACUGAGCUAUAUAUCCAUGUCGAAGUGGUCUCGGAACACCAUCACCAAUCUCAACUCAGCGAGCUCUCCACCAGUUUUACAGCCAAGAAAGAACCAACCAUGAUCAGCACCAAGAGGAUCGCUCAGCUGGCCAAGAAGUGGCAGAGGAUGGAAGCGCUCGGGAGGAAGCGCCGCCUCGCCUGGGGGACGGCGGCGGCGGCAAAGAAAGCCGACAGGUGCUGCGCCUCCGUGGCGAGCAAGGGCCACUGCGCGGUGUACACGACUGACGGGGCACGGUUCGAGGUGCCAUUGGCGUGCCUCGGGACGGAAGUCUUCGCCGAGCUCCUGCACAUGUCCAGAGAGGAGUUCGGCUUCGCGGGCGGCCACGGCAGGAUCUUGCUGCCCUGCGACGCCAUGGUCAUGGAGUACGCCCUGUGCUUGCUGCGGAGGGGCGCCUCUGCGGACCUGGAGAAGGCGUUCCUCAGCACCAUGGCGAUGUCGUGCCACUCUGCAGACCACGCGGCGGCGCCAUAUGUGGCGGCUUGCUGUUAGUUUGCAGCUGUAUAAGUAGUGGCAGAGAGUUCAUCACUGUAUAUAGUAGGACAAAGAGAGGUGUUGUUCAGAUCCUGCGACCCAUUAAGGAAGGUAGCGAUUAGCAAGUUAGCGCCAGUGCUCUUGUUUGAGCAGUGAGCAUAUUACAGCUUAAUUUCACGCCCAAAAAAUUAAUUUCCUGAGCAUAAUUUUCAGGUUAUUGCCA
Molecule: messenger RNA, 814 nt
Organism: Zea mays
Lineage: Eukaryota; Viridiplantae; Streptophyta; Magnoliopsida; Poales; Poaceae
Exons: 1
Coding region: 40-609 (189 amino acids)
Biological process (GO): response to auxin
Source: RefSeq, a predicted model, not a curated record